This is a messenger RNA of Gloeophyllum trabeum ATCC 11539, 1253 nucleotides long. Its product is annotated as NPD-domain-containing protein. NCBI's taxonomy places the organism in Eukaryota, Fungi, Basidiomycota, Agaricomycetes, Gloeophyllales, Gloeophyllaceae. The coding region runs from base 41 to 1099 and encodes 352 amino acids. Gene Ontology annotation, molecular function: nitronate monooxygenase activity. The transcript is spliced from 6 exons. The record is from RefSeq and is a predicted model, not a curated record.
CGGGCACCUCCUCUUUCGCCAGUGUUACUCCUCCUCCGCCAUGUCUGUCAUAACGACCCCGAUAACUGAGCUGUUCGGCAUCAAGCAUCCCAUUCUCCUGGCAGGGAUGAACGUGGCUGCUGGCCCAGAGCUGGCAGCCGCCGUCACAAAUGCCGGCGGUAUGGGCGUCCUUGGUGGCAUUGGUUACACUCCGAAGGUGCUCCGGGCACAGAUCCAUGAAAUUAAGAAGCAUCUGGUGGACCCGAAAGGUGCCUUCGGUGUCGACUUGCUCAUUCCUCAGGUGGGCGGAAAUGCACGGAAGACAAAUUAUGACUACACCAAGGGCAAGCUACCAGAGUUGAUUGAUGUUAUCAUCGACGAAGGGGCGAGACUUUUCGUUUGUGCCGUUGGGGUUCCUCCAAAAUGGGCGGUCGAGAAGUUGCACGCAGCUGGCAUCCCUGUCAUGAACAUGGUCGGACACCCGAAGCACGUCCAGAAGGCAUUAGACGUCGGUGUGGACUUGAUCUGUGCACAGGCAGGGGAAGGCGGUGGGCACACUGGCGACGUCCCAGCAACGGUCCUCAUCCCCGCCUGCGUUGACAUUGUCAAGGGGUAUAAGUCGCCGCUGACAGGCAAACCUGUCUAUGUCAUUGGUGCCGGUGCUGUCUACGAUGGUCGUGGGCUCGCAGCGAACUUAGCGUGGGGUGCCCAGGCUGUAUGGGUUGGUACGCGGUUCGUUGCUUCGGUGGAGGCGGGUGCGCCGAAGGCACAUAAGGAAACGGUGUUGAAGGCUGGAUAUGAUGACGCUGUGACGACGCUUAUCUAUACUGGCCGCCCUCUGCGCGUUUACAGGACGCCCUACGUCGAGGACUGGAAUAACAAUCGGCAACAGGAGAUCAAGGAGCUUACGUCGAAAGGUAUCAUCCCCCACGAACAUGAAGUGGAGAAGCACCCAGAGAUUUCUGCGCAAGCCCGUUCUUGGCUGAUAGGCAAGUGCGCCGCGAUGAUUCAUGAAGUCCUGCCUGCGAAGGUCAUUGUCGAGCAAAUGGUGAAUGACGCUGCGACGAUCCUGCAGGAGAAUGCUGCCAAGGUCAAUGUCAAUGCUAAAGCUAAGCUGUAGUUGUAUAUAGCUAUAAUUAUAUAGGGACGCUUUCUUGUGUAAUUUUUUGGUUCAUUUUUUGCUAUCACCAAUCCCAUUUGUAUGACUAUUAUGAGUACACUACCGUGGCCAUUAUCUCAACAUAAUCCCCUACGUACUGGAACGUGCAGCGAGC